This is a messenger RNA of Galdieria sulphuraria, 897 nucleotides long. RefSeq lists its product as uncharacterized. The transcript has 3 exons. The record is from RefSeq and is a predicted model, not a curated record. Lineage: Eukaryota; Rhodophyta; Bangiophyceae; Galdieriales; Galdieriaceae. Bases 161 to 388 code for a protein of 75 amino acids.
UACUCAAACGUCCAACACUUAACACCAAACACGAAAUCAUUGUCUAUGUCCUAUAGAGUUACUCGUUUGAACUUCAUCUGAGGUUAACUGCUUUCAUUAGUGUAGUAUAUUAUACGUGGUUUUUCAGAACAUCCUCAAGUCUGAAGCAGCCAGAAUUUUAAUGAACUUUCUGAUAAGCUUUUAUUGUCUCCCUCUAACUUCAAUAGUGAAGAAAUAUCAGAUAAGAAGGAUUGUUUUUUCUCAGUCGGAUGAUUUUUCAGCUUUCUUCUGCAAGAUCCAUCCUAGCUUAUAUUUGAAUUCUUGUCUUGAGGCCAGUGCACGCAUUAUUCAACAAAUAUUGACGAUCCAAAUCUACAAGGUUCCACGAAGAAACUCUCAAUCGCACUAGCAAAAACUUCUUGACAGUAGCCGUCGAUGAGCUAAUCUUAAAAGGAGCACAAAGUUCAAGGUCGAUUCAGUAGAAUUUGCCGAUGGAAAGAAGUUACAGUUCUUCACAUAUGAAGAAGUAAACUUUUCUUGCAAAGAAAUAUUGAAGACUGAACCUCAUAACCAAAAGCUACUGGGCAGUUGACGACUUACGUUGUGUAGGUAAGAGAGUUUGUUUAAGAAUUCAACAAGGUGGACCACAGUUGGUGUAAUAUAUUUAUUGACAUCUUUAUGGUCUCUUGACGAGUUGUAUCCACUUUUUGGUACCUUUGUCUAUUCAUAGUACAUAGUCAAUUUGGUUGAAGCUCGUUUUCUUGACAUAGACUAUUGGUUUUUCAAGUCCAUUUCAGUUGAUUUGAACCUUCACUUUUCAUUUUUCGUGUAAUAGAACGACCAACUUUAUGUUUAGUAUCGAGUCCUAUAAAAGAUAUCAGAUAAUACCAAUGAAUCAAGAAAGUUGCUGUUGAAAAU